AUGGAGGAACUCUGCAGUAAGUUCAGUAAGAAGUGUGAACCUAAGCCCAGGAAAGUUAGAUUCCGGAUCUCCUCUUCUUACAGUGGUCGUGUGCUGAAGCAGGUUUAUGAUGAUGGGUCAGAGUCGGAAGAACCUGAGGACGAUGGCCACCAUGGGUCAUUGAAAACACGACGGAGUGAGAGAUAUGAAAUCAGCCGAGCUGUAGCACAGGAAUGCUGGGACCCAGCUUACCCUUCUUCAACACGUUUAUUAGCACAGAGAAUAAAUGUGUUCAGAGAUGGAGAUAGGUACAGUAUGACAGGUGAACAGAACCUAUUCACUGACCUGACUGCAACCCGUUCCAAGUUGUCAACAAUACUGAAUUUUGGAAAAAUUAUCAUCUAUACAAGCAACCUCAGGAUCAUAAAGGCACCACCGACUCAGAGAAAGCUCAUAAGUAAACUUCUCCAGACUCAGCUGAUCUCUGAAAAUACAGCAAACUUGGGCAGAAAGGAAGAGGCUGAAGAAAGCAGUGAAAAGCAGUUAGGGACAGCUGAGGACGGUGAAUCGGAACCUGCAUGCCUGCAGUGCGGUGGGGCAGGAUCAGUCCCCUGCUCUUUGUGCCAUGGAAGCAAACUCUCAAUGUUUGCCAACCGAUUCAAAGAGUCAUUCCGAGCUAUACGGUGCCCAGGAUGUAAUGAGAAUGGAGUGCAGCCAUGUCAGACCUGUGCUGAUUGA
Rhincodon typus (whale shark) is the source of this 717-nucleotide messenger RNA. RefSeq names its product glutaredoxin domain-containing cysteine-rich protein 2. Lineage: Eukaryota; Metazoa; Chordata; Chondrichthyes; Orectolobiformes; Rhincodontidae. The coding region runs from base 1 to 717 and encodes 238 amino acids. Gene Ontology annotation, biological process: sensory perception of sound. The transcript has 3 exons. The record is from RefSeq and is a predicted model, not a curated record.